AUGGCCUACCUUGCUCUGAAUGCCGGCGAUCAAACACCCGAGAUUGUAGACUGGUUCAGUCAAAGCGCACGAGAUGGCGAUGGAUUGAGGUCUAAGCCCGAAAACGCUCCAGAGCCCACGAAAAGCGCCCAAGAGGCCGAUGUUCCAAUUGAUCUUGCGAAAUUGGUAGGAGCCGACCAAGAUCAAGACAGCAUCUCGGGAGAAGAAUCGGUAGGCAAGACAGCAAAUAGCCAUGACAACUCCGACGACACUGCUGUCAGGCCACGCAGCGAAUCAAAGGCCAAUUUCGUCGGUGAAAGCUGGUAUGCAUCAUAUGUGCUGAGUGCUUCUGGCACUGGCCACGCAGAGCUCCAUCGCCCGAUAGAAAGGCGCCAAAAAACUCUCUCCGAUACUUCUCUUGGACAUGUUCAGGUUGACGGUAAGCUGCCAAAGCCUACAAGUGCGUCUCCCGCGGACUUGCCACCACAACACCUAAUGGAGCGCUUGCUCGAAGCAUAUUUUAAGCGAUUUCAUUGCUUGGUUCCCAUCCUCGAAAGGGCCGAGUUUUUGACGUCGGUUCGCGAUGGAACUGUUUCAAUCACUUUGUUGCGCAGCGUCCUCUUCGUCGCGUCAAUACACUGCGACCCAGAGGUCUACCACCUGAUGGGAUAUAGCACCCGCGUGGAUGCAGGUGACGAUCUCUGGGCCAAAGCAUGUGCAUCCUUUGACGCGGACCGAGACUCUGACCGAACAACACUAAUAUUGGCGUCUUUCUUGAAUCACUAUUUCUUCGGGCGACCAUCGGAGUAUCGGGACUCUUUAUGGUGGCUAGGCAAUGCGAUUCGCAGUGCACAAUGUAUGGGAUACCACCGAAGCACCAAACACAGUAAGAUGCUGCCACGACAUAAAGCACAGUGGAAACGAGUUUGGUGGUGUCUCUAUAUGCGAGAUCGACAAGUCUGUGUCGCAACAGGCUCACCGAUGGUCAUAAAUGACCUCGAUUUCGACGUCGAAGAACCAACAUUAGAGGACUUUCCCGAAGAAACGAAAGAAAUCGCAACUUACAUUAUAGCACAAUCUCAAUUAAAUCAGAUAUGUAAUCUCACUAUCCAGCCCUAUGCCGCCGUUUCUCACUGA
Exophiala aquamarina CBS 119918 is the source of this 1116-nucleotide messenger RNA. RefSeq lists its product as uncharacterized. Gene Ontology annotation, molecular function: DNA binding; zinc ion binding. Gene Ontology annotation, biological process: DNA-templated transcription. The record is from RefSeq and is a predicted model, not a curated record. Lineage: Eukaryota; Fungi; Ascomycota; Eurotiomycetes; Chaetothyriales; Herpotrichiellaceae. The transcript has 3 exons. Bases 1 to 1116 code for a protein of 371 amino acids.